AUGGCUUUCGCUGGCUUCAGGUUCGCCGAAAAGGUUAUCAAAGCCGCCAAGGGCGAGACUGGAAUCGUCGAGCCCACCUAUGUUUACCUGCCCGGUGUUCCCGGUGGUGAGGAAAUCUCCAAGGCUACUGGUGUCGACUUCUUCUCAACACCUGUCGAGCUCGGACCCAAUGGUGUGCAAAAGGCCAUCAACAUUCUGGAUGGUGUCUCCCAGGAUGAGAAGACGCUCCUUGAGGCUGCCGUCAAGGGUCUCAAGGGCAACAUCGAAAAGGGCGUCGAGUUUGUCAAGGGCACCGAAGCAAAGCUCUGA
Molecule: messenger RNA, 309 nt
Organism: Aspergillus calidoustus
Lineage: Eukaryota; Fungi; Ascomycota; Eurotiomycetes; Eurotiales; Aspergillaceae
Source: the annotation of a GenBank genome assembly